AUGAGAUUCUCUACCGCCUGCGUGGCUGCCAUGUCCGCUAGCCUGGCUUCGGCUGGAGGCUGGUUUGGCGGAUCUAAAGAAGUCGUCAUCAAGGACGUACAGAAGGUCCCGGGUGACUCUCCGCUCGAGUUCUGCGAUUCGGACCACAGCAAUGAUAUUAUCAAGAUUGAGAGCGUCGAUUUGCUACCGAAUCCUCCAGAGUCUGGUGCUGAGCUGGUUAUCCGCGCCACGGGAACCGUAUUCGAGCGUAUCGAGAAAGGUGCCUACGUCGACAUUGUCGUCAAGUACGGUUUGAUCCGCCUCCUUGCCACUAGGGCCGAUCUGUGCGAACAAAUUGGGAAUGUUGAUCUCGAGUGCCCCAUCGAGAAGGGUGUUCUGUCUAUCACCAAGUCUGUUGAUAUUCCCAAGGAGGUUCCUCCGGGAACAUACAACGUAUUCGCCGAUGUCGCCACCGCUGAAGGCAAGCCCAUCACCUGUCUUCAGGCUACGGUGAAGUUUGGCGGCAGCAAGCAGGAUACCAUGGGUGAUGGUGACCUUUAA
Messenger RNA from Daldinia childiae, 540 nucleotides. Its product is annotated as Phosphatidylglycerol/phosphatidylinositol transfer protein. The record is from RefSeq and is a predicted model, not a curated record. Lineage: Eukaryota; Fungi; Ascomycota; Sordariomycetes; Xylariales; Hypoxylaceae. Gene Ontology annotation, molecular function: sterol binding. The coding region runs from base 1 to 540 and encodes 179 amino acids. The transcript is spliced from 3 exons. Gene Ontology annotation, biological process: intracellular sterol transport.